AUAAGUAGAAGAUGAACAUACAUGUCGAUUUGAAGACUCUUCGAAUUAAUUGAUUACAGUAUGUAGAGUCCACACCAGCAUUCCAAAACGGCUAAUAAAUUCAUCAGCAAAGAAAAUGGUAAAAUGCCGAAUGCCUCCUCAUCUACUCAUGCUACAUAAAUCAACAAAGUAUGUCACAUUGUCACUAGUCACUACACAAAUCAAGAUCACAAAUGUAAUUGAAAAACUUGCAAGCUGGGCGGGCCGAAAGCUAAUCGAGUGGAGUUUAAGUUCACGUUCGGUCCGGUUGCUGUUGAUCCGCCCGCCUAUUCUUCUUCAACAACUUGGGCCGGGGCUUGACGGGCUUCAGAAACUGGGCCUGCAACCUCACCGCCUCCCUCAACAACCCAAUCAGCCUCCCUUCAAUCUCCGCCCCUCCUCCUCCUUCCUCCUCCUCCGCCGCUCCCACCCACCGCGCCACCGCCUCCAGCGUACUCACGCAGCCACCGCACGGCUCCUUCCUCAGCACCAGCUCCGAUUCGUAUAUGCUCCCUCCUUCCACCGCGCUAUCGAACCCGUCCAAGCACGCCCUCCUCGCGAAUUUACUCAAAUACCCCUCGCUCGCCGCCACCAUCUCCUUCGCGUGCUUCCACGUCGCGUCGAACGCGAUCACGACGCUCGCUUCCCCCUUGCUCGAGAUCUCCGCCAGCGAUUGCCUGAGGUCCGAAAGAGAGACUGCCUCUGGCGAUGAGGGAGUGGGCGGGAAGAGGUAGAAUACGUUGCGAGGGAGCUCGCCGCUACUCCCGUCGGGGAGGAGACGGCGGAGGAGGCCCGGGGUGAGCCUGCGCGCCACCGCCGAGGCCGCGUUGGAGAGUGAUUUGGUGAUUAGCGGCGUCGUGCUGAGCUUGUGGCGGGACUCGUGAGGGUGCUGCAGGAUUACGAUUCGCGUUGCGGUUGGGAUCGGCGGGUUGGGGAUGACGUGGCAGAGGCACACCGGUUUCGGCCGGUCGCAUCCCUCGCAGAUCGAGCGCCGCCGUUGCUGUGGCGGAGGGAGAUCUGUAUAUGAAUCGGGCUCCUCCGCCGCCACCGGUUCUUCCAUUAGCGCGACUCUUUCCUCCCUGUGAAGCCGUGCUCAGGGAAACGAAACGGUGUCAAAAGUACCUGCCGAGACCCCAAACGCAGUGUCGUUUCGGUAGACAGCACAGCUAAACAGCGUCGUAUUUGCAGAAUGGGGGAAAUCAAAGAAUCAAGCAUCGUCCUUUUGUAUAUGUAAAUGUCGAGCGCGGGAGGGAAAAGCGAGUCGAGUGUCCGAUAGAGGAAGAAAGCGUGAACAAGUCGACAAUGGCGACUGAAAGCUCGGAAUCGACGAGUAGCAGCGCAACCGUUUCGGAAUUUAUCUACACUCCAUUUUACUGCAAUCGUUUUGUUGUUAGGGUUUGAUUACCUCUCUAGGAUUGGAGUUAUUCCAGUCUAGGAGAUCAUUAGAUGACGGUAUGCUGAAG
Linum tenue is the source of this 1481-nucleotide messenger RNA. Lineage: Eukaryota; Viridiplantae; Streptophyta; Magnoliopsida; Malpighiales; Linaceae. The record is from the annotation of a GenBank genome assembly.